This is a messenger RNA of Cicer arietinum (chickpea), 1150 nucleotides long. Its product is annotated as cystinosin homolog. Lineage: Eukaryota; Viridiplantae; Streptophyta; Magnoliopsida; Fabales; Fabaceae. Gene Ontology annotation, biological process: L-cystine transport. Gene Ontology annotation, molecular function: L-cystine transmembrane transporter activity. Gene Ontology annotation, cellular component: vacuolar membrane. The record is from RefSeq and is a predicted model, not a curated record.
UUUGCAUUUUCCAUUAGGCUUGUCUUGUAUAUAAGAAUUAGAGCAAUUAUAAGAGAUCUCAUAUUAUUAUAUAAGAUGGAGACAACAUGGAAAUCUGAAGCCUUUAAAGAAGCAUACACCGUGUUUGGAUGGAUUGCAUUUGUGGUUUGGUCCAGCAGUUUCUAUCCUCAAUUAAUCUUGAACUUCUCAAGGAAAAGUGUGGUUGGUUUGAACUUCAACUAUUUGGUAUUGAACAACACCAAACACACCUUGUACCUCGUUUAUAAUGCCUCUUUGUACUUUAGCUCUACUGUUCGGUUUCAAUAUCAUCAAAAAUAUGGAUUUGAUCAGAUGAUACCUGUAGCUGCAAAUGAUGUUGCCUUUUCAAUACAUGCUGUUCUUCUGACUGUAGUGUUAUUGUUCCAAGUUGCAAUAUAUGAGCGUGGAAAUCAAUCAAUAUCAAAAAUCACAAUGGGAAUUAUCACUAUGGUGUGGAUCACUAUUGGAGUUUGUUCCUUCAUAGCAUUCCCUUCCAAAUCUUGGCUUUGGCUAAUUUCCAUCUUUAACACAAUGCAAGUAAUUCUGGCAACUAUCAAAUAUAUUCCACAGGCAGUUAUGAACUUCAUGAUCAAGAGCACAGAUGGAUUUAGCAUUGGAAAUGUGUUCCUUGAUUUUUGUGGAGGAAUGGCAAACUAUGCUCAGAUGGUUACACAAUCAAUUGAUCAAAAUUCUUGGGUGAAUUUCUCUGGGAAUAUUGGCAAAGUGUUAUUAUCCCUGGUGUGCAUGUUCUUUGAUCUUCUUUUCAUGUGUCAACAUUAUGUGUUGUAUCCUUCAAAGAAAUCAUCUUCAAUCUCUACUUCUAAACUCAAUGACAAAGUCACAGAGCCUCUCAAGGAAGUAGCAACAAAUAUGCAAUGAAGAUAACAAAUAAGUUUGGUCACGAAUUGUUCAGAAUAAUUUAAAUUUAAAUUAUGACUGAAAUAAUUUUGACUAGAUUUUAUUUAUUUUCCAAGUGAAUUUUGGAUUAUUAAAGUUCAAUUUUUCUGAGAUCGGAGAGUUAAAAAAAAAAUACAAUGAAGAUAAUGAGUUAAUUAUUGUUGUGAUUUACUUGUAUGGUUUUAGUAUGUACCGGUAAAGUUUCUUAAUUUGUAGCUACCAAAUUCACUUUUAA